AUGGCGGCACCCAACAGCGCUGCUAGCCCGGUAAACGUUCCUGACCAUCACAAUGCUCUUGUUUUGGACGAAGUUGGAAAGCCAAUGCACCUUGAACUGCGGCCUACACCGAAACCUGGCCCAGGGAGCGUACUCAUCCGCAUCCUUGCUGCGUCGAUCAGAGCCAAUUCUCGUCACGUCUACCAAGACCCCAAUAGCGGCCACCCCUUGCCCACACCAUUCGUUCCCGGUUCCAUGGCUAUUGGACGAGUUGCAGAAACCGGCCCAGACGCAACGCGCCUACAAGGGGGUCAACUGGUGUUUUUCGACCCUUACAUUAUAGGCCGCGAUUCACAAGACGCCAAGUAUAUCAGUGGGCUCAUGGAAUGCGUCGAUAAAGAGAGUAGAAAACUCUCUCGCGGGGAGUGGAGGGACUCGACCUUUGCAGAAUUUGCCAACCUGCCCCUAGAGAAUUGCUUCCCUCUCGAUGAAGCACGGCUUAUAAGACCUUCUCAGGAGGGAGGGUUGGGGUAUACAGUAGACGAUCUCACACACUUAUUCAGCAUGCUGGUCCCUUUUGGGGGUCUUGCAGAUAUCGACCUCAAGGCCGGCGAAACUGCAAUCAUUGCGCCGGCAACAGGGAGAUAUGGUAGCGCUGCGGUGCAUCUUGCACUGGCUUUGGGGGCGCGGGUUAUUGCCAUUGGCCGUAACAGAACUAUCCUCCAGCAGCUAGCCACCAUACAUCCUCAACGCCUGAGUGCCAUUCCUAUUACUGGAGAUGUCGAUGCUGAUACCCAGGCGCUUCGCGCAGCAACGGGCCCCAGCGGUGCAGAUGUUUUCUGGGACAUGUCACCAUCAGGGGCUAGCUCUUCGACGCAUUUUACAAGUAGUCUCAAUGUCUUGAAACAGGGGGCGCGCAUCAGUUUGAUGGGGAGCGUCCUAUCCGGUGUCAGCUUUGACUACAUGCAGAUUAUGGUUAAAGGGCUGACAAUCAAGGGGACUUGGAUGUGCACGAAGAAGCAGACAAGAAGAUUGAUCAGUAUGGUUGAGGCAGGGUUACUGCCACUGGAUGCUCAUAGCAUGGGACCAGUUCGAAAGUUCAGGUUAGAUGAUUGGGCAGUUGCGUUCAACACUGCUGCUGAGAAAACCGAGCCUGGGGAGGUUGUCAUAGUCCCGUAG
This is a messenger RNA of Clonostachys solani, 1158 nucleotides long. The record is from the annotation of a GenBank genome assembly. Lineage: Eukaryota; Fungi; Ascomycota; Sordariomycetes; Hypocreales; Bionectriaceae.